AUGUCAGAGUCCCGGCCCGCGCCGGACGCCGUGUUCCUGGAUGUUGGCCCGAUGUCGCCGCAGUCACGUCGGCUGGAUGGAUCGGCGCACGGCGCGACGACCGGCUCGGUGGCCGGGAUUUCUUCGCGAGAGGUGUUUUCCACGCCAAUCGGCGCCGCGGCCGGCCUGCCCUUUACCCCGGGAAGUUUGUUCUACACGCCGAUGGACUUUGGCCCGGCGAGGGACUCGGUAGCCCCAUCAACAAUCCAGCAAUACCACUCGCCGAGUGGCCGGCUUUCUAGUUGGUCCGGCGACAGGGUCGUCCAUGGGGAUGGCGAUGAUGAGGGUCGCCAUGCGCCGCCCUUUUCGCCGCUGUCGCAAAAAUCCUCCAGCCCCUGGUUCCAGGCCAGCCUCUCCUCUCCGGUGGCGGUGGACAUGGCGAACCGCGAGUCGAGCUUGCUCCUGCAGCUUCGACCGGUCCACAUCCAUCGGCGGGGUGCCUCGGUCCUGGCCGAUGCCGCGCCCCUGGCCCUACAUGAGUUGGAUGUGCCCGACUCGGAGGCCCCGGCGGCGGCAGCCGGCCUGUCUGGGCCGGAGCCCGACACAAGCAGGGCUCUGUCUCUAUCGGAUGGCCACGACGCCGACUGGAUGCGUGCAAAUGGUCCCCCGAAAGCCGUCGAGAGUCCGGCCAGCAGUCGCUUUCACUUGACAAAGUCUCUUUUGCUGAGUGAUUCGUCUGCCAACGUGCCGGAGCCGAUCGCCCGAGCGCGGCCCUUCCAUGAGGCUGGGGCACCUGCCAAGGCGGGGCCAUUCAACGAGACGGAUUCUCUCAAUGAACUUCGGCCUUUGAAUGCACCCGAGCCUUUGAGCCAAGUGGAGCCCUUCAGCCCGAUGGAGUCCCCGGAUCUGGCCGAGGCCAUCCCCCUGGCCGCCCCCCUUGACUCGAUCGGGUCGUUCACUCUGGGUGAGCCUCUCGGCGCGACCGACCACUCCGGCCGUGCGCCUGGCGAAGCCAAUCGGCUUUCGAUCAAGAUCCAGUCGUCCAGUCCAACGGAGCCAGCCAUCCCGGCCAGUCACUGGCAAUCGGCCGACGCAUUUUCACCGAGCACCGGGCCUGUGGCGCAUGUACCUGCCGAGACAUCUCCAACGAGCCCGACGGAUCCCUGGCGCGUGGCUGGGCAGCCGCCAUCGCCGCCCAUUCGCCCAGCAGGACGCACCAUGUCUUUAUCUCUGCACAAGGAGCAGGUGUCAGAGCUGGCUGUGGCACAUGCGCCUAUGUUUGAACCUGAGCCGGAGCCGAAGUCUGAACCUGAGCAUGAGCACAAGCAUGAGCACAAGCAUGAGCACAAGCAUGAGCACAAGCAUGAGCAUGAGCAUGAGCAUGAGCAUGAGCACGAGCACGAGCACGAGCAUGAGCACGAGCACGAGCACGAGCACGAGCACGAGCACGAGCAUGGGCAUGGGCAUGAGCAUGAGCAUGAGCCGGAGCCGGAGCCGGAGCCGGAGCCGGAGCCUGAAUCUGAGCCCUUGCCCGAGCCCUUGCCCGAGCCCUUGCCCGAGCCCUUGCCCGGGCCGGAGCCUCACUCUGAGCCCAUCCUCAGAGUUGUCCCCGCCGCACCUGCUCAAGCCGGUGCCCCGGGUCGGCCGCACUUUUCCAUCUCCGUUGGCCCGUCGGGCAGCUGUUCGAUUGAAUUGCGGUCCUUCGGCGAUCGCGAGACGUUGUCCCUCUCGCAGCAUACGGACAACUCGUCCCUCGUGGCGGCCACGCACCAGCACUUUGGCUCCUCGGUUACAAUCCACAUUCACCCGGAGGAUGGCAGGCCGCCAAUGCCCCGGUCGGCUGCCCACGGGCCGCACCUCUCCCUGGGGGCGUCUCGCGUGUCGGUUGCCGGGGCGCGUUUGACGUUGGAGAGUUCGGCUUUGGCCAGUGGCCAGGUCUCGCUGGAAAGUUCACGCUUUUCCCUGGAGCAAUCGGGCUUCGGCGGCCAGGGCGCCGUGGCAUCCAGGGCCAUCCAGCCACCGAAUCAUUCGCCGGACACCCUACCACUGGACCUGAAUGUCGCAGCCCCUGAUGCCCUGCCCUUGGCCACCUCUUUGUGGUCGAAGCCGACCGCGAGCUUGCGUCAGUCAACAUCCCUCUUUUCUCCGGGGCUUAGCCUAACCGAUAAGCAGGGCGUCCCUCGGGCAAGAGCCACCACCCCCGAGCCGGCCCCGCCCGCCAGCCGGUGGACUGGUGGAUCCCCGGCGCCGGUGCCGGCGUCUAAUCACCGGGCACCGGAUGGUGUCUCCUCGGCGUCGCGGUAUUUGCCGUCUCCUUCGCAUGCGCGCUCCAGCCGACUCUUCCUCACUUCGCCGCUGAUUGCCUCGAUGCGUGUCCAGGGCCCCGAGGCCACUGGCGAUGCGGGCCGCGUGGACCCCUUUUCCGCCGGGGCAUCCUUGUCUCGGCAAAUGGCGCCGAUUUUGAAGCUGCCAGCCGCGGGGGCGGCCGCUAUGGCGGUGUCGGCGGUCAGCCCGGCCCCAGCUCGAGCCUCCGCCUCCGUCUCGGCCUCCGGGGCUCCGGCGGCCCCGGUCGCGGCCCUGACCACGGGGAACCCUCUUCAGCGCUCGUGGUCGUGGUCCUGGCGCGAGGACCUGGAUCGGCACCGGUCCCCAGCCACUCAUGAGCGCCAACCGCCCGGUCGGUCGGCCUCCCUCCUCUCGUCGAUGGAUCUGGAUCUGGAUGAAGGGUCGCCCCUGCCGCCGGGCCCGGCGGCGUCUGCGGUCUCUGUGAGCUCGGUGGUAAUGCCCCCGCGGCCGACCACCCCCUCAGGCCAGCUGGCCCCCUCAUCGGGCCGGGGGACCAGCUUCCCGACAAUGCCCUCCCUAUCGCCGAUCAGCAUCCCCCUCUUGGGGGAGAGCAUGCUCUACUCGGACCUGAGCGGGAGUUCACGCCUCCGCGAUGACGACCUGUGCCCCUCGCCGGACACAUUCACUCGAGGGCUGGGCGGCUGGAUGGCGGACUUGCGCCAGCGCCCACCGCUGGCAUCCCCCGCCGCCGAGCCGCUUUUCAAACAGUCGCCGCAGGUGGUCCCGACGCUGGCUGACCGGUCGCUGUCGUUGGUCACUCCGGCCGCCACCACGGCCACCGCCACCACGACCCCCCUCAUGGAGUCCAUUGACGCUUCCGCCGCCGCUACCAUGGCCAGGAUUUCUGCCAGCGCUCCUGCUGCUGCUGCUGCUGCUUCUGCUACUGCCAUCGGUGCUUCUAUUGGCUCUGAGAGUGUCGACCGUGCUGGCGCCGGUGGGCCGGCGGCUGUCCCGGUCGCGCGUCGGCUCAGUGUCCUUCGCCCGGAGGACUUGGACUUGAGCAGCGGCGAAUUGGAUCUCAGUGGCGACACUCGGGAGCGGAGCCCGUCUCGGGUCGGUUCCGGGCCCGAGCCGGUGGCACGGCCGACGGCCGUGCGCUUGCCGCCCACAUCGAUCGAAAUCCUGUCGAAUUUGUCGCCAAUCGCAGGGCUGCCCACCCUGCGAGCAAAGCCGCCCGUUCCGCCGACGUUCACCGCACCCCGGCCGCUGGCUGGCCCUGUGGCCGCCGUCUCCGCGGCUCCUCCGGGCGACUCAUUCAUGUCCGAUCCUCCGGUGUCUUUGGAUGGACCACCCCGGGCAAAUGCCUCCUCGUCAGUGGCAGCGCCGGUGUCGGUGGCCACAGCGGCCUUGCCGGUGUCCGGCGCGGCUGCCAUGCCUGCUGCCGCCACAGCCGGGGCCUCGGUUGCGGCGUCCCCAUCCGCCAUCCCGGCAUCCGCCCCCCGAUCCAUGUCGCCGGAGGCAUCCGCGCCAAUGGUCGCCGCAGCCGAUGGACCCCACCCUGUGGCGCUGUUGCCCGCCGUGCCGACUUUCACAGCUCCUGCCCCUCCAAUUGAGAGCAUGUCCCUCCUCGGGCGGGCUCUCUUGCCGUCGGCCGGUCGCGGCCCGCCAUCCAUGCGGGCCACCGUCCCGACCGACCUGCUCGGCGCCAGCUUGAGCCGGCAUCUGGGGCUGGAUUUUGCGGCCGGCCUCACGGCACAUCGGUCGUCAUCGGGCUUGGGCAUCCCGGCCAGUCCUCGGUCUCGGUCUCGGUCUCGGUCUUCCGAUGAUGCGGUUGUCCCUUCGCCGAAGCGCGUGCGUCUUGACGACUCGGAUUUGCUCUUCGCCGAGAUCGAUGCCUCGGCCCCGGAGCCGGGCCCCUGGGCGGCGGGGUCCUCGCCUUCGGGCGGCACGCCCCUGCAAUCGCCCCGCUUGGAGGCCUCGGCCUCCCUGCAUGGCUCGCCGGCGCCCAUCAAGUCGGAGCCCCUCUUCCCCGCUGGUGGUGGUGUUAGCCCCCACUUGCCUCUGGGCGGGAUGCUCUUUUCGCCGGGCCUGGCGCCGGCUUCCGCCUCUCCCGAUCCAGUCAUCAAGCAAUCUCCCCAGCUGGCCGCGGCGUCCAGAUCGACCUCCCUUUCUCGGCCCUUCUUCACGCCUACCCCUCGGGAAACGCCGGCCCCGGCUGCGCGACCGAGCCCGGUCCCGCCUGCUCGAGGGACUUCGAUUUUGGCCUCGCAAAGGACGCCGGGCCCCGCUUCCCGGCCAACCCCCGCGCCAGGGCCCGGCUCGGCCCCCGAAUCCGGGCCGGCCAUCACUCCGGCCCCUCGAGCCGGCUCGGCUCGGGCCAUGCGCUCACCCCCGAUCAAGACCUCCCCGGUGGGUUACCCGCCCCGGGUGAGGUCGCCACCGGCGGUGUCGGCCUCGACUCCGGUGUCGGCGCCGGUGUCAGCCUCGGCGCCGGCCCGACGCUCUGUCCCUCCCCCGGCCACCGGGCCCGGCCCGGUGUAUGGGUACAUGCGGCUGACAUGUGCGGCUGCCUCGCGAAUGGCCGCCGCACGGGACCCCACCAGCACCGCAGCCAAGGUGGCCAGCCCCCGGCGGCCCCGGCCGCGACCUGGGCGCUCGGCCUUCGACCCCUCGGCGUCGUUGAUUUUUGGUCGUCGAGGCUCGGCCGCCGUGACGGCGGCCAGCCCGGCGGCCCGGUCGCGUCCUCCCCCGCGGCCAGUGCCCGCCUCGCCGACCGGCAUUCGUCGAAUGACCCGGGUGACCGUGCCCCAGUCGCCGCUUCUUCACACCCGCCGCCGGACCCGGACCAGCGUGCCGCCCCCGGCGAUCGAUGCGCCGGCCGUGGAGCCCUUCCGCGCGGCCCCCUUCAACCCGCUGAUCUUCUACCGGCCUGCGUCCACCGGGGUCCCCCGGGCCCGAAAGGCCGAUCUUACCCAGCCAAAGGCGUUCAACUUUCAAACUUCCAGCCGCGCUCGCCGGAGCCCGGCCCCCGCCGAGAACUCGGCCGGGGCAAGCAUGCACCGACACCCCUCUUCGGGACCUGCGAUGCCGCCGGCUGCCGGUCGGUCGGAAGCACCUGCUCCCGCGGCGGCGCGGCCGGUGGCCACCUCGGCCCGAGGGUCGGACUCCGCGCCUCACAUCCCCCGGCCGGUGGCCGGUGCAAUGCGCGCAAUUCCCUCGCCGUCGGGCGUCAGCUCCCUUGCCCCGGCCCCUUGCCUGCCGGGCCCCCCCAUGCCUCGGAGCAUCUCCCCACCAGGUGUCCCGCCGCCGGCUGCUCCUAUCCAGCCCCCGCCGGCUGCUCCUAUCCAGCCCCCGCUGGCCAACCGCCGUGUGGCCAUCCUCUCGCAGGAGCCAUCCUGGGCUCCGGCGCCGGUGCACGACAGCCAGCCCCAGCUGCAUCCACAAUGGCAGCCCCGGCGCUCGGCCUGGCAGGCGCCUCCCCCUCCGCCGCCGGUCGCCCCGCGCCGGCGGCGCUUGACCGAGCCACAGUCGCCGAUGUUGCGAACCGCGCUCCGGAGCCGAAUGCGUCAGAGGCGCUGA
Fonticula alba is the source of this 5844-nucleotide messenger RNA. RefSeq lists its product as hypothetical. NCBI's taxonomy places the organism in Eukaryota, Rotosphaerida, Fonticulaceae. Bases 1 to 5844 code for a protein of 1947 amino acids. The transcript is spliced from 4 exons. The record is from RefSeq and is a predicted model, not a curated record.